Messenger RNA from Xyrauchen texanus (razorback sucker), 2943 nucleotides. RefSeq names its product protein mono-ADP-ribosyltransferase PARP12-like. NCBI's taxonomy places the organism in Eukaryota, Metazoa, Chordata, Actinopteri, Cypriniformes, Catostomidae. The transcript has 12 exons. The coding region runs from base 75 to 2039 and encodes 654 amino acids. The record is from RefSeq and is a predicted model, not a curated record. Gene Ontology annotation, molecular function: NAD+ poly-ADP-ribosyltransferase activity; metal ion binding.
UCACAUGUCCACUUUUAUUUCCCAAUGAAUCAUCCGGACUGAACUGAACUCCUCUGGACUAAUUCACCAGCAACAUGACCGAAGCGUCGAUUAUUAAGACAGUUUGUGCUCAUAAUGGAUCAAUGAAUCAUGAUGACUUGCUGUCCAAAUUCAGUCCCUUUAAUGAAGUUAUUGAUAGAAUGGUCAACAAGAGUGAAUCUUGUGCUGUUGUGUCAGUGAACGGACAGAAGAAAGUGAUCAUCAGAACUAAAGUUCGGCUGUGCAGAGCCCAAAACUGCCCGGGCUGCGAAAAUAUACAUCUGUGCAAAUUGUACCUUUUCGGUUCAUGUCGCUUUGCUACAGGAUGGCGAGGCUGUCGUUUCAGUCAUGAUGUGAUGUUGGGUCAGAAUGCAUCCGUUCUAUCUGCUCAUAAUCUGAACACACUGGACACAAGAGAACUCUGUGUAGUGUUACUACAGUCUGACCACACUCUCCUACCAGCGGUGUGUUAUUCUUAUAAUAACGGCACGGGACAGUACGGCCGCUGUCAGGACGGAGAGAACUGUAGGAGACUUCACAUCUGUGAGAAAUAUCUGUGCGGGCCGUGUGAAUGUCCCCGAGCUCAUGAUUUCUAUGAGCCUCAUCCACUGAAGACCCUGCAGGACAGAGGAGUGCCCACUGAACUCAUGGCCAUCAUUAAGGAGAUCUACUCAAAUAUUCAAGCCCUGAAGAAUCAGUCCAGAUACACAAACACUGCUGGACAGAACAACAGAAGAGGCCCGAACACACAGAACCGGAGGCCCUCGAGCACCGUUACUGCAGGCCGGCCCUUCCAGACAUCUAUAGAGAAAACAGAGAUCUGCAUGUUCUACAUCAAAGGACACUGCAUACACGGAGACUUCUGUAGAAAAGAGCAUUCCAGCGUGCCGUAUAAAUGGGAAUUUAAAGAAGGAUCUGAAUGGACAGCUCUUCCUGACAAUGAGGCAAUCGAGAAAGAUUACUGCAAUCCUGCAAACACAUACAGCUCUGGAAUCAACCCGAUUUAUUUCGAUACGAUGACCCGAGGACUUGAGAGUGUGCGCCGGUUGUCUACAGUCCCAUCAGUGAUUCAGCCCACCUUCAUUCUGUCCACUGAGUGGCUCUGGUACUGGGAGAACGAGUUUGGAAACUGGAUCCAGUAUGCAACAGCUGAAGUGGGUCAAAGGUUGUCAUCCAUCACGAGUGAGGAACUUGAGCAGAAAUAUCAGACGGACAGCGGUGCUGUGCUGGAGUUCACAGCCGGAUCACAGACGUAUCAACUCAGCUGUGCAGAUAUGAUCCAGACAAACAAAUGCUACGGCACCAAAAGGCUCGUCAGACGUCGUCCUAAAUUCGUGUCGGCAGCUGAAGCACAAACCAUCAAGACGACUAAAAGAGCUCCGAGUAACUUCAAAGCUCUGCCGACACACUGGAAUAAAGCUCUGACUCCUGACGCGGGAUACAAGAGAGUGUCGCUGCAGACUUCAGACGGUGAAUACAGUGAAAUCAAACGGCUCUUCACGACCACCAUGAGCGGCUUUGACAUUCUGCAGAUUGAGAGAAUCCAGAACAAAGCAUUAUGGCAAGUGUUUCAAUGGCAGAUGGAUCUCAUGAAGAAGAACAAUGGGGGCAGAGAUGUGGCAGAGAAGCAGCUCUUCCAUGGCACAGACCCCACGCAUGUGGAUGCCAUCUGCCUGAACAACUUCGACUGGCGGAUCUGUGGAACUCACGGCACGGCGUACGGCAAAGGUAGUUAUUUUGCUAGCGAUGCCAGUUACUCCCACGGCUACACGGUGGAUUCAGGGACUCGCUCCAUGUUCGUUUGUCGUGUUCUAGUUGGCGACUACACCACAGGUCAUUCCAGCUACCUCCGGCCGCCCUCCAAAGAUGGAGGAGACACGAUCUUCUAUGACAGCUGUGUCAAUGACGUCUACAACCCCUCCAUAUUUGUUGUGUUUGAAAAGCACCAGAUCUACCCCGAGUAUCUCAUCCAAUACCAAGAUAAAAUCCAUACCGCAGUCCGAUGUCAGCGAGGAGAAUAAGACCGGUUUCUAUACACAGCGCAAAUCCCACCACCACAUUCAGUCGCUCAAACAUCUUUAACAUACCUUUAUAAGAGUUGGGACAUAUCUGUACCAUCCCAACCUAAAUCUACACCAAUGCAAAUGAUUCAGUGUGAUUACCUCAAAAUCAACCUUUAGACAUUAAACGCAACGAUCUCAUGGAUCAUGACUCUUUUGUAGUGUAUAGCGACAAACAGGUGUUUAGUGCCUAUAGCCUCGUCGCAACCUUGGACUAGGGUUUAGUCACGCUUCUUAACGUCUGUCCUUAAACAUGCUGUGCAUUUCUUUGAUUUACCCUCGCAUAGCAAAACGUCCUGGCUUACGUCACAUUUCAGCUAUCACAACUACAUUGUAAAAAUGUUUUUAAAAAGUGGAAACGUUCUGAUAACGUCUAACAUGUCAUUUAUCAAAGUCCACACAUAGAUAUAGAUAGAUAGAUAGUCAUAAAUCCACAUAGAAGCGUGUUUGCCAAAAGUUGACCCUUGUUGUAUUGGGAGUCCAUAGAGUAACUUUAGGAUAGAUCAGGGGUGUAAAUAGAACUCCUAAAUGAUAGUUUAGUAUUGUUAUGUCAUGUAUGAUAGAGGAGGCCAUGUAAUGAUGUUGUUAUUCAUCUCAUGUGUUUUCUGACUGUCGGUUUGGUUCAUGUUUAAGGUAAUGAGGUCAUAAAUCUCUAAGAACAUUAAACUUCAGUUCGGGAGAAUCUGUCACUCAGAAUGUACCCGAGACCUGUAAUGUGCCACAUCAGUUUACUGUCACUGUCCCGCCGCAGUGUUCAUUGCACGGGAGAAUUGAACAUAAGUUUGAAUUAAGUUAGUAAUGUUGUUGGUUUUGUGAAUUGUUCUCUGAGGUUCGCUAUUAAACCUUGUUGUUGAGCGGAUGGAUU